Molecule: messenger RNA, 2437 nt
Organism: Ilex paraguariensis (yerba mate)
Lineage: Eukaryota; Viridiplantae; Streptophyta; Magnoliopsida; Aquifoliales; Aquifoliaceae
Source: the annotation of a GenBank genome assembly
CGGAGAUAGUGGGAGAAGAGAAGGUAAAAUUGUCUUGACAAUGGCUGCCACAAUCCCCCUCUUUCUUCUGCUUUGCUUUCUGAAAGCAAAACAUUUUUGACAAGAGUCCACCAGCUACAUUCCACACUUAGCUAGGCUUUUCAGUGCAUUUAUAGAGAGAACCAUCAUCUCUCUCUCUCUCUCUAAAUCUACACUCUACGUCUACAUUGUCUGAUGGUCCUAAUACCCAAAUACUAAAUUCAACGCCACGCCAACGGGGCAAACCUCUUAUCAUUUGUUGUCAUCUCCUUUCCAUUUUAUUCUUUUCUUGAGAUUUGUUUAACUGCAGUUGACCUAAUUUAGUGUAAACUUCCCCUAUAUAUAUAUAUAUACACAAAGAUUUCUGUAUAUUGAGACUCCUACAGAUUUAGAGAGAGAAACAGAGUUUCUACACAGAGGGACAGAGAGAGAGAGAAUGGGGAAUUCAUUUGGGUGCUCCGCCUCCGGCGAGAGACUGGUAUCGGCGGCGAGGGAUGGGGAUGUUGUGGAAGCCAAGAUGUUGCUUGAUUGCAAUCCUUGUCUGUCUAAAUAUUCCACUUUUGGUGGCCUCAACUCUCCUCUUCACUUUGCCGCAGCCAAAGGCCAUAACGAGAUUGUGGCAUUGUUGCUAGAGAAUGGAGCUGAUGUGAAUUCCAGGAAUUAUUGUGGGCAGACGGCAUUGAUGCAAGCUUGUCGGUAUGGCCAUUGGGAAGUUGUCCAAACUCUCCUGCUCUUUAGAUGCAAUGUUACAAGAGCGGACUAUCUUAGUGGAAGGACAGCUCUUCAUUUUGCCGCAGUAAAUGGACAUGUAAGAUGCAUCAGACUAGUGGUGGCUGAUUUUGUUCCAAGUGUUCAUUUUGAAUCUGUAAAUUCUCUAACAAAAGGUGAUAGAAGUGACAGUUCCACCAUAAAAAGCAGACACGACCAAAGUCCACUGUCCAAGUUCGUAAAUAAGGCAGCUGAUGGUGGCAUCACCGCCCUUCAUAUGGCUGCAUUGAAUGGGUAUUCUGAUUGUGUACAGCUCCUUCUUGAUCUUCAUGCAAAUGUGUCAUCUGUGACAUUUCACUAUGGGACGUCAAUGGAUUUGAUAGGAGCUGGAAGUACUCCCUUGCACUAUGCUGCUUGUGGGGGAAAUUUGAAAUGCUGUCAGAUCCUGCUUGCAAGAGGUGCCAGUCGGUUGACCUUGAACUGCAAUGGGUGGCUUCCUCUUGAUGUAGCCAGGAUGUGGGGGCGUCAUUGGCUUGAGCCAUUGCUGGCACCCAAUUCAGACUCCACAAUUCCAAUGUUUCCUCCUUCCAAUUAUUUAUCCUUGCCUCUCAUGAGUGUACUUUAUAUAGCAAGAGAGUGUGGGUUGCAGUGGUCAGCAACAUCUUCCGAUGAUGCUGAUAUUUGUGCCGUUUGCCUGGAGAGGGUGUGUACUGUAGCUGCUGAAGGUUGUGGACAUGAACUUUGUGUAAGAUGUGCACUCUACCUUUGCUCAACUAGCAACAUUCCUUCUGAAAUAUUGGGUCCUCCUGGGUCCAUUCCAUGCCCUCUGUGCCGAUAUGGCAUUGUCGCUUUUGUGAAAUUGCGUGGUUCUCCAGCAAAGGAAAUGAAAUUACCUCUGUCCCUUAGCUUAUGCACUCCAUGCAUGCUUCACCGGGAACCAGACCAAUCAACAGCGGCUUGUAUACCUGAGAUUCGAAAGAAUCGUGUAGCUUCUGUUUCUGCUGAUCUUUCCUGCCCAGUCACUUGUAGCCCAUUCCCUUCUGUUGCUAUCCCUUUGUGCACCUGCAAUAGUGGACCAUGUCCUUCUUUUGAACCCAGAGAGGGUGAAACACAAGAUGAAUCUCCUCAUCGCUCACAAUCCUCAUCACCAGAUCACGACAAGCUGGAAGGAGUGAGGCUUGAGAAAACAACUUGUUCAAGCAUGUUUUGGGGCAGAAGGAGCUGCAGCAGGGAGAAUCAAUGCAAUGCGGAAAUAAACGCUUGAUUGGUUUGGUGAAUGUUUUAGUCUUAUACCUUCUGGAUUAUACUUGGACAGAGUAGAGCAGUCAAUUGUUUCAGUUUGAUAGAUUCCCCAAAUCUGUCUUUGCUGCUGCUGUUUCCGUUGGACCGUUAAUGGAUCGAAGUCUGGGAUAUUACAGCAUUGUGACCACAGUCCUGUUUGCUUAAGAUGAUUGAAGAUGGGUUUGUAAAAUUUGUGUUGAAAGUAGAGUGAUUGUAAGCAAAUGUCAUCCAAGGGUUGACUCUUCUAUUAAUCAUUCUGGGUUCGUUUGUUACUGAUUCUAUUGCACGUAGUUGUUGUAAUUUAAAGAAGAGAAAACACUGGCACAGCAGUGAUGGUUUGGUUUUUUGUGUGUGCCCAAUAAUUACUAGUAUUAUUACGGGUGGGCAGGACGCUAGGCUUAACAUGGGUCCAACUGUCCAACUAUGGUAC